Messenger RNA from Punica granatum (pomegranate), 1805 nucleotides. The record is from RefSeq and is a predicted model, not a curated record. Lineage: Eukaryota; Viridiplantae; Streptophyta; Magnoliopsida; Myrtales; Lythraceae.
GCUUUUAGCAGAAAAGCCAACCCUCCAUUCAUUCACAGCCCACUCUGUCUUUCUUCAGGGAUAAUAAGAAAGUAGUCAAAGAAGUGACAGCCCACCGUGUAUCAUCACUGUUCCUUCACUGCCCAUUCCCCUUGCUUCGAUUCUUUGGGGCUUGGCUUGGCCGCCGCAGAGUGCGGAUAACCUUUUAAAAGGUCUCAGAGGAUAUUCAAAUCUCAUGCCACGGCCCCAUCCAUACGCUCCAGUCUUAAUCCAGACGUUCCUCUAUUGAUUUCCAUCGUAAAGUUUCGAGCUUUCCGUGUGAUUUCUCCGGGAAACGGCUAUGGCGAAUGCCGGUGACAUUGCUGUCCCGACAAGGCUUGAGGGGAAAUUCAAGGCCACGGUGGUCUGUUGGAUUCUUGGGUUUGGUUCACUUGUCGCUUGGAACAGUAUGCUGACUAUUGGAGAUUAUUAUUAUAACCUUUUCCCGAAAUACCAUCCAUCGAGAGUCCUCACGCUUGUCUACCAGCCCUUUGCGCUCGGAACCAUUGCCCUUCUUGCAUACAACGAAGCGAGACUCGACACCCGAAAGAGGAACAUCGCCGGUUACAUCCUUUUCACUCUCAGCACCUUGUUGCUCAUAGUUUUGGACUUGGCAACUUCCGGGAAAGGAGGGAUUGGGCCGUACAUCGGAAUAUGCGUCAUUGUGGCUUGUUUCGGAACUGCUGAUGCUCACGUUCAGGGAGGAAUGGUGGGCGAUCUAUCUUUCAUGUGUCCUGAAUUCAUGCAGUCGUUUUUUGCAGGUUUAGCUGCAUCUGGAGCUGUUACAUCUGGUCUGAGGCUUGUUACUAAAGCAGCCUUCGAGAAAGCAAGUAACGGUCUUCGCAAAGGGACGAUGUUGUUCCUUGCAAUCGCCACGUUCUUUGAGUUCCUCUGUGUUCUGCUAUAUGCAAUCGUAUUCCCGAAGCUUCCAAUAGUUAAAUAUUACCGCUCGAAGGCGGCUUCUGAGGGAUCAAAGACUGUCAAUGCUGAUCUUGCUGCAGCUGGAAUUCACGCAAAUCAAGAUGAUGCCAAGGAGCAAGCACGCCUGAGCACCAAGCAACUUUUGCGCGAGAACAUAGAUUACGCUGUCGACCUGUAUCUGAUAUAUGUUCUCACACUCUCAAUCUUCCCGGGAUUCUUGUUUGAGAAUACUGGAAAUCAUAAAUUGGGCUCAUGGUACCCCCUUGUUCUGAUUGCUAUGUACAACGUGUGGGACCUGAUAUCAAGGUACAUUCCCCUGGUGGACUGCCUGAAGCUCGAGUCCCGGAAAGGCCUCAUGAUCGCAAUCCUAGGGAGGUUCCUGCUCAUCCCUGCAUUCUACUUCACAGCUAAAUAUGGUGAUCAAGGGUGGAUGAUCCUGCUGGUCUCGUUCUUGGGACUAACAAAUGGUUAUCUCACCGUAUGCGUCAUGACAGUCGCGCCGAAGGGUUACAAGGGGCCUGAGCAGAAUGCGCUGGGGAACUUGCUUGUGCUGUUCCUCCUGGGAGGAAUAUUCUCAGGAGUUGCUCUUGAUUGGUUGUGGAUCAUUGGCAAUGGAAGCUUCUAAGGAACGAACUUGAUUUAAUUCAGUAAAUGGAAGUGUUUAUAUCGGUGAACUGAUAAGAGUUCGAUUUUUUUCCCCCACCUGCGUGCAAAGGUCGUUUUCUUCUUACAUUUUGGACAAUGGAAGGAACUACAAAUUUGCUGCAGAUGAAGCAUUUUCCUUUACAGAUCAUUUGCUAAGCCAGCUUGUGCUCUCUAUCUUUUGUUUUGGUUGAAUAUAUAUGUUCUUCUCUGGUUUUCUUAUA